Habropoda laboriosa is the source of this 993-nucleotide messenger RNA. RefSeq lists its product as uncharacterized. Bases 1 to 993 code for a protein of 330 amino acids. The record is from RefSeq and is a predicted model, not a curated record. The transcript is spliced from 6 exons. Gene Ontology annotation, biological process: transcription elongation by mitochondrial RNA polymerase; mitochondrial transcription. NCBI's taxonomy places the organism in Eukaryota, Metazoa, Arthropoda, Insecta, Hymenoptera, Apidae. Gene Ontology annotation, molecular function: DNA polymerase processivity factor activity. Gene Ontology annotation, cellular component: mitochondrial nucleoid.
AUGCUGAGAACAUUAUAUAAUUUUACUAAUACUGGUAGAAGAAGAAAGAACCUAUGGAUAAACUUAGUACAAAGAUGCUCAACAGGAACUGACAGUAUGAUUGAAAAUAACGAAAUACUGUUUGCAGAAAAUGAACAUCAAAUUUUAAAGAUAGUAAAUGAAAGUAACUUAAAACAAUUAACAAACUAUAUUGAACAGUCAUAUGCUCAAACAAUAAUAUUGCACCGCAUUACAAAUGGAUCUUAUAAAUCAUUAAGUGAUUUGACAUGCAUAAAGGACAUGGAAUCUGAUAUUUUAAACAAAUUUUUGAUAUCAGUCACUAAUCAUGAUAUAAAACAUUUACAAUGCAGUAGAUCUGUGUUAAUACCCAAUACAAAAAUAACAAAAAUACCAAAUGAAAUAAUGGGUUUGCAUAUUGGACCUACUGCAAUAUGUUGGGCAUUAGUAACUUCUGAUUUUAAAGUACUACAUUUAGGCUGCCAUAUUUGGAAUGAUAAUCAUAAAAAAUUCAGUAGUUAUGAUCUGAUCCAUUUGGCAUCAUCUGUUGCACAUAUGUUACCUCUGAGCUCUUCUCAUGUAAUUGAAGAAAUUCCAGUUUUAAAAAGGGUACCACAAAGUACAUAUUAUAUUCCACAACAGUUGACGACUGCUAUCAUGAGUUCUAUUAUAAUAAUGAACAAUUCAAAAAAUGAUGACUCAUCGGGAUUGAAAUAUAAUUUAUAUGUGUUAAAACCACAAACAUCAGCACACUUCUUCAACCUUGUGGUUGGUAAGGAAGUAGUAGCAUCAAAAUAUAUUAUACAAAGAAUAUUUGAUCAGUCUAACAUUGAUAAUAAACAAUUCCAAUAUAUACAUAUAAGUGAUGAAUUACGAGAAUACUUUUUAAUGGAAAUGCCUGAACAGCAAGAACAAUUAGGAUGGUCCCUGCUGAAAGCUUUAACUUGUACGCAUCUACUUAAAUCGUUCAUGGCAAGGCAGAAGAAAAAUGCUUAA